Vanrija pseudolonga is the source of this 279-nucleotide messenger RNA. RefSeq lists its product as uncharacterized. The coding region runs from base 1 to 279 and encodes 92 amino acids. The record is from RefSeq and is a predicted model, not a curated record. Lineage: Eukaryota; Fungi; Basidiomycota; Tremellomycetes; Trichosporonales; Trichosporonaceae. The transcript has 2 exons.
AUGAAGCUCGCCCUCGACCUCACCCUCGUCCUCACGCUCCUAGCCGCCGCGACCGGCGCCGUACCCAGCCCCGACGCCAACGCGGACGCCGAACCCAUCGAGGACACCCGCCUCCACCCGCGCAUCAACGGGCGCCCGUGCCAGCGCUACUCGUACUGCGGGAGCCACUUGGCCAUCAGGUGCAAGAACUGGUGCAGCAGCCUGCACAUGUUUGAUAAUGGGAGCCUGCGCGUGUGUCCCGACGGCCCGGGCAACUACUGCUGUUCGUCCCGACGGUGA